This is a messenger RNA of Aspergillus ochraceoroseus IBT 24754, 2508 nucleotides long. Its product is annotated as putative DUF221 domain protein. The transcript has 4 exons. Gene Ontology annotation, molecular function: calcium-activated cation channel activity. The record is from RefSeq and is a predicted model, not a curated record. Lineage: Eukaryota; Fungi; Ascomycota; Eurotiomycetes; Eurotiales; Aspergillaceae. Gene Ontology annotation, cellular component: plasma membrane. The coding region runs from base 1 to 2508 and encodes 835 amino acids.
AUGUCGCUCACGGAAUCGGCCGUAGCGGCUGUGCUAACUGCCGUGGUCUCGGGGCAUAAUGGCACAAAAAAUGGGACGGACGAUGAUGGGCGUGGCCGGAGAUGGGACGAUCAGACCAAGGGCCAGCGCGAUCUGUACACCCAGCUGGUUAUUAGUUUGGUUUUGGGGACGACUGCUUUCCUAUCCUUUUGUAUUUUGCGACCGAAAUGGACAGAGUUGUACGCGGCUCGAAGACGACAGCGCAGUGCGACCUCUCAGUUACCGGAGCUUCCAGAUAGCUUUUUUGGAUGGAUUCCACCUCUUUAUAGGAUAACUGAGGAGCAGAUUCUCCAGUCUGCGGGGUUGGAUGCGUUUGUGUUUAUUUGCUUCUUCAGAUUUGCAAUUCGGUUUUUAGCGACUGUUUUCUUUUUCGCCGUGGUGAUACUUGCUCCCAUUCAUUAUGUCUAUACGGGGAGACUUGGUAUCCCGGACUGGGAUAAGGAGCUUGAGCGAAGUCGGGAUAAGGGGAAGAUCGAGACAGAUCCCAAGUAUCUCUGGACGUAUGUGGUGUUCCCUUACGUAUUCAGCGGUCUUGCUAUAUACAUGCUCCUCCAGGAGACAAAUAAGAUCAUCCGCAUCAGGCAGCAAUAUCUCGGGAGUCAGACGAGUACCACGGAUCGCACGAUUCGGCUUUCCGGGAUCCCUUCUGAUAUGGGGACUGAAGAGAAAAUUAGGGAAUUCAUCGAGGGUCUGCAUAUUGGAAAAGUGGAGAGUAUCACGCUGUGCCGAGAUUGGAGAGAAUUGGACCAUCUAAUUGAGGAGCGACUCAAGGUGUUACGGAAUCUGGAGCGCGCAUGGGUCAAACAUUUGGGAUACAAACGAGUUAAGUCAGCGGGCAACUCCCUGCCUUUGACACGACAGACAUGCGGUGCAAGUAUCAAUUCCGAGGAGGAGAAUGAGAGGGCGCAUCUCCUGUCAGAGAACGGAGAAAGCCAUGGGAUCGACGUCCAAAUUCGACCAACCGUCCGUAUAUGGUAUGGGCCUUUCAAGCUGAAGUAUCGGAAAGUCGAUGCGAUAGACUACUACGAAGAGCAGCUUCGCAGGCUUGAUGAGAAUAUUCAGAAUGCGCGUCAGAAAGAAUACCCACCUACCGAGCUGGCUUUUGUGACUAUGAAAUCCAUCGCGGCCGCACAGAUGCUUGUCCAGGCUAUACUUGACCCUCACCCUAUGCAGCUUCUUGCUCGACUGGCGCCUGCUCCGGCAGAUGUUGUUUGGAAAAACACAUAUUUGCCGCGUUCGAGAAGAAUGACACAGUCCUGGCUCAUCACAGUACUGAUUGGUUUCUUGACCGUUUUCUGGUCUGUGCUUUUGAUCCCUGUUGGAUCCCUGCUGGAACUGGAGACUCUCCACAAGGUGUUUCCUCAACUAGCAGAUUCACUCUCUCGACAUCCUCUUGCCAAGUCACUCGUCCAGACCGGUCUGCCGACUCUGGCUUUCUCCCUGUUGACAACCGCUGUGCCUUAUUUAUAUAGCUGGUUUUCGAACCAUCAAGGGAUGAUGUCCCGAGGCGACAUCGAACUCUCUGUGAUCUCGAAGAGCUUCUUCUUUUCGUUCUUUAACAUCUUCUUGAUUUUCACCGUUAUUGGAACGGCAACGACCUUCUACGGUCUUUGGGAGCAGCUUCGAGAUACAUUCAAAGACGCCACCACAGUUGCAUUUGCACUUGCCAAGUCAUUAGAGGGCUUUGCACCAUUUUACAUCAAUCUUCUUGCACUCCAAGGCCUGGGUCUGUUUCCAUUCCGUCUUCUAGAAUUUGGGACCGUUAUAAUGUACCCGAUCAACUUUUUGACAGCCAAGACUCCACGAGACUAUGCUGAGCUGUCCACGCCACCUACGUUCAGCUACGGGUAUUCCAUUCCACAGUCGAUCCUCAUCCUGAUUAUCUGCGUGGUAUAUAGUGUGUUCCCAAGUUCAUGGUUGAUCUGCCUUUUCGGGCUGAUAUACUUUACCAUUGGUAAUAUGAUCUUUAAGUACCAGCUCUUGUAUGCGAUGGACCAUCGACAGCACUCGACCGGGCGGGCAUGGCCGAUGAUCUGCAACCGAGUUUUGGUCGGAUUGGUAGUCUUCCAGCUCGCAAUGGCAGGUUCACUUGCUUUCCGCAAAGCCAUAACACGCUCCCUGCUCAUCAUCCCCCUCCUAGGUGCAACGGUGUGGUUCAGCUACUUCUUCGCUCGAAGCUAUGAGCCGCUGACCAAAUUCAUUGCACUGAAGAGUAUCUACCGGGACCAGCCUCCGGAUGGCGAUGUAUCUCCCUCUCCAUCGUCGACCUUCACGCCUCCUCUCGGAUUGGACCGUGAUGCGUUCCCUAUUCGCAUUGGUGGACAAGUGCUGGGGCUGAAGCUGAAGAAGUAUAUAAAUCCCAGCCUGAUUUUACCUCUGGACAGCGCAUGGCUCCCUGGGCGCAGUGUCGUUCCACAGUUUGAGGGAUCAUUCGAGUACUAUGAAAACUCAAAUCAUGCCGCUGUGUGA